AUGUACUAUUUCAGUAUCAUCAGCAGCGACGACACCCCGCUCUACGAGCUUGAGUUUGCCAGCUUCAAGCUGGCCGGGGGCGUGGGCCAGUUCCCCGAGAACGUGCGCGAGCUCCUUCCCUUCAUCGCCAACUCGCUGCUCGACCUCGUCGAGGAGCUCCAGUGGUCGCUGCCCCAGUUCUACUUGGGCAAAGUCGACCUGUUUUCCGGGUACCUGGUGGCGGCGUACAUCACCCAGGGCAACGUGCGGUUGGUGUUGGUGUACGACAAGAGCGACGAAGGGCUGAUCCGCCAGUUCUUCAUCGAGGUGAACGAGCUCUACGUCAAGUGUCUCAUGAGCCCGUUCUACGUCGUCAACGUACCUCUAACCCUGCCCGAGUUCGACAUGAAGGUGAAGCAGGUCGGCCGCAAGUAUUUAUAG
Molecule: messenger RNA, 420 nt
Organism: Diutina rugosa
Lineage: Eukaryota; Fungi; Ascomycota; Pichiomycetes; Serinales; Debaryomycetaceae
Gene: TRS20
Product: TRAPP subunit
Exons: 1
Coding region: 1-420 (139 amino acids)
Biological process (GO): endoplasmic reticulum to Golgi vesicle-mediated transport
Cellular component (GO): TRAPP complex; nucleus; cytoplasm
Source: RefSeq, a predicted model, not a curated record